AUGGUGGAGGUGAGAAUACCCAGCACAAUGGUGCUAAACGACUACCAUCUGUACAACAUCGAGAUUGUCGUGAGUCCGGAGCGCCAGGUACACAAGCUGAGCAAGCGGUUCAGCGAUUUUGUCGAGUUCAAAAAAGAGUUGGAGGCUUCUUUGCACCGCACUAUACCCUACAGUUUGCCUUCCAAAUAUUCGUCCUUGUACAAAUCGAAGGAGUCCACGAUCGAGCAGCGGCGGGUUGGGCUGUGUGAGUUUCUUCAAGGGCUUUUGAACGACGAAUCUCUGCGAAAUGACACCCAUGUUCUUGAGUUUCUGUAUCUGGGGGAAAACACCUUCACUGCUAGCGAGGCGGCUGACGGAUUGCAAACCGGUUGGGCAGACGAGUCCAAGAGUAUCAAGACCUUGUUACAGACGGUGCGAUCAAAGUUGUUUGCGAGAGACACGAAUCUGGUCGAUUGUAAGCGAAUAAUGGAUACCUGUGGAGCGAAGCUGGACAAGUUGGAGAGGUUUCAGGACGAGGACGGGCUCGGAGCCGGAGAAAAAAGACGGCGUCAGAACGUGGUAGGCCAGCAGCGCAAGGAGUACGAGGAAUUGUGUGUUUUGGUGCGCAGUAUGAUCAACGCCAAUGGACUAUCGAGUCCAGCUAAGCCUGCGUUCAAAAGAAGUCUGGGCAAGGCCAAAGAGACACAGGAAACCAAGCCGUUGGAUAAUCAGCAGUUGUACCAGCACCAGCAGGUUCUGAUGACCCAGCAGGACGAAAGUCUGGACCAGCUACGGGGAAUUCUCCAGAGACAAAAACAGAUAGGACUUACUAUAAACGAGGAGCUGAGCGUGCAGAACGAGCUGCUGCGUGGUCUGGACGACCAGAUAGACAUCUCGCAGCGCAAGAUGAACUCGGCCAAGACGCGGAUCGGGAAAAUCCUCUAG
Messenger RNA from Ogataea philodendri, 924 nucleotides. RefSeq lists its product as uncharacterized. The transcript has a single exon. Gene Ontology annotation, molecular function: phosphatidylinositol binding. Lineage: Eukaryota; Fungi; Ascomycota; Pichiomycetes; Pichiales; Pichiaceae. The record is from RefSeq and is a predicted model, not a curated record. Bases 1 to 924 code for a protein of 307 amino acids.